CAUGUGAAAUACAUAAGAACAAUAUACUGAACAUUAUUAAGAAAUGAUUAUAUCUUCACAUAAUCGAUUCCUCCAUCUGUGCCGGCUCGAGGUAAAACAAAUUCUAAAAUGCUCGUCAUCUUGUCUACUCGUCACAGGACAUUUCUGCUGAUGCGGUAAUGUCUUGAAAUGGCAAGGGUUCGCUUAUUGCCCCUUAAUGUAUCUCCCCCCUGAGUUGCAGCAUAAUAAUUUAUCCUGCUCUAAGCCAUUCACACCGAAGUGCCCCACUGCACAAGUGACUAUAGGCUACAGAAGUUGCUCACGUUUCUCUGACUCCAGCGUGAUUUUACAACGAAUGUUAUGCGACGGGAUCAAGAUGUAGACAAAUAAGACAUUUAAGUUUACCGAUACGAAGGGCUCAGACAGUGAUGUCUUGAGUGUUUUAGUCUAUACCAGGGCCUGCACAGAGGAAAGCUCCAAUGUGUUGCGGUGGGGUGCGUUGUAAAGUGUUCAUGUUUUAACAAAUGACAACAAAGCUACGGCAGUCCUGGCUGUCCUAGCGGUUGGAUGACUGUGCUGAGUCGCGGACAAGACGCAGGCAGCAGCAGCAGAUGCAGCGGAGAGCAGCAAUGGUCGAGUCAGCGAGAUCCGCAGUGGAGCCGCACUGAGGCAAAGCAAGCCAGCCCCUUAUCUGGGGACUAGGACAACACAUAGUGGGAGAAAAAGAAGAGGCAUUUAGAAGUAAAUUGUAUCAACCCAAAAACUGAAUGCCGCCUGUUCAAUCAGAUUAACCGGAUAACCGGAAUUCCACAACUCCUUGGACCUACAAGAUGACCGUUGUGGCAGGAGAUAACAUGGAUGAGACCGCAGCCGUACCGGGGCACCCGCAGGACGCGUACCCCCCCGACCAUGAAGACCACGACUGCUGCGAAAGAGUGGUCAUCAACAUAGCGGGGAUGCGGUUCGAGACCCAGCUCAAAACUCUCUCCCAGUUCCCCGAGACAUUGCUAGGCAACCCCAAGAAGAGGAUGCGCUACUUUGACCACCUGAGAAACGAGUAUUUCUUUGACAGAAACCGUCCCAGUUUCGAUGCCAUCCUCUACUAUUACCAGUCCGGGGGAAGGCUGAGAAGGCCCGUCAACGUCCCGUUGGAUAUGUUCUCGGAAGAGAUCAAGUUUUAUGAGUUGGGAGUGGAUGCCAUGGAGAAAUUCCGUGAGGAUGAGGGCUUCGUCAGGGAGGAAGAACGUCCUUUACCUGAGAAGGAAUUCCAGCGUCAGAUCUGGCUGCUUUUUGAGCACCCAGAGAGCUCGGGUCCGGCCAGAGGGAUUGCUAUAGUAUCUGUAAUGGUAAUUCUGAUUUCCAUAGUCAUAUUUUGUUUAGAGACUUUACCCGACUUGAAAGAGGAUCCUAAGGGUCGGUUUAAGACUGUAGGGAAUCAUACCUUUUACUACAAACCAAACAUCCUGACCGACCCUUUCUUCAUUAUUGAAUCUCUUUGCAUUAUCUGGUUCUCGUUUGAGUUGAUCGUGCGGUUUUUCGCGUGUCCAAGCAAGGCAGUCUUCUCCAAAAACAUGAUGAACAUUAUUGAUAUAGUGGCCAUCAUCCCUUACUUCAUCACACUGGGCACGGAGCUGGCUGAGGACCCCGAAGACCAGGACGAGGGCAUGGGGGAGCAGGCGACAUCUCUGGCCAUCCUCAGGGUAAUCAGACUGGUCAGAGUGUUUAGAAUCUUUAAGCUGUCACGACACUCCAAAGGAUUGCAGAUCCUGGGACAGACCCUCAAGGCCAGUAUGCGCGAACUCGGAUUGCUGAUAUUUUUCCUCUUCAUCGGAGUCAUCCUCUUCUCCAGCGCGGUGUACUUCGCAGAGGCCGAGGAGAGAGGGUCGCACUUCGGCAGCAUACCGGAAGCUUUCUGGUGGGCCGUGGUGUCUAUGACAACUGUGGGCUAUGGGGAUAUGGUGCCUGUCACUAUAGGGGGCAAGAUAGUGGGUUCCCUUUGCGCCAUUGCUGGUGUGUUGACGAUUGCGCUCCCAGUGCCUGUCAUUGUGUCCAACUUCAACUACUUCUACCACAGGGAGACCGAGGGAGAGGAGCAGGCCAAACUCUUAGAAGUUAGUGAACCAAACAUUAGUGAAAGCAACUCUAGUCGCCGCAGCUCGUCCACAGUCAGCAAAUCCGAAUACAUGGAAAUUGAUGGAGACAUUAAUAAUAGCAUCGACAAUUUUAGAGAGGCAAACCUCAGAACUGGCAAUUGCACUCUAGCAAACCAAAACUGUGUAAAUAAAAGCAAGCUGCUCACAGAUGUGUAGAAUCGAAUGAGAUAACAUGGGACGUACAUGAUGCCGUCACACGUUGAGUACACCAUCCUUUUUGAAUGCUUCAUUCGCCUCCUAUAAGCGCUCUAGCAUUAUGACAACAACCAUGCUCACCAAUUUGAAAGGAAUUAUUUGAAAGGACAAAAAUAUGAAAAUGAAACUGUUAUUAGAGAAUACGACAGAUAGAGUAAUUCCUUAUUUUAAAAUGAUCAUUCAAAUACGUAUUAAAAAAAAAAUAUUAAAAAUAAACAUCAACUUCUAUUUAACACGCACACGCAUAAUCGCGCGCCCUUGGAGGACGACUAACCAACACCACUUAGGCGACAUGUCUGUUUUUAAUCAGACAAAGCCAGGCGUGAUCAUUAAAACGUUAUGCAUCGGUACAGAUAACAUUUUAGCAAGUGCACACUGCAUCAAGGAUCAAAUGCAUCAUAAAUGCCAUCUGCUGCAAAGAGAGAGACACGCAAGUCAGGAUCUGCAGCACCCAGUCAGUGGUCAGGCCGACCGACACCUGGCCUGAAGUCCGAGGCGACUCCUCUACCCCUCUGUCAACAAAGGAUCUACUAUCCAGCAAAGCACCUUAUAGGAAAAAUACUGAUAACGGAGGAUCACUGAUCUCCUGGUUUGGAUGUUAAAAAGAGGCUGAUGAUCUACUUGCCUCAGUCUGAUAGACCUACGGACAUCCGCAAUGCUGCUAUUUUCCAGCAGUAAAAUGCUGUAAUUACGAUAUCAGCAAGUGGUUCAAUGGCAGUUUUGCCCGUUAGAUGCAAGACAGCACAAUGAUAUAACAGAAGAGCGUCACAUGAGCAUGUUUAGAAGAGACUCCCCAUACAUUUUGAUAUUGGCAUGCGUGAUGAUGAGACAUAACCUUAUAAUAAUGCUAAAAAUAUAUAUUUAUUUAGGAUUUUUCCAUCCCCCUAUGCCUUCAUUCGAUUCCCCUUUAUUAUUCGUUUUCACUUAGAGUGCAGCACUGGUUUGAAAUAGUUUUUGAUUUGAAAAUGCCUAAUUAUUUAGCGAGUGAAUGUUAAUAAAAAAUCUUAAGGGAAACAGUAACUAAACGAAGAUCAUAGCAUGAGAAAAAGUAAACUGCAUUACGGCCUAUCGACUAAGGUACUGUGUAUCCUAGUAUAUCUAAAUGCAUGACGUCAGUAUUCAGCUUGUUGCAAUUACAGACACUCUGAAACGUGUAUCAUACUGUCAUGGAAACGAAACGUGGAAACUUUUAAAAAUCUCUGAACCGUUUCUGAAAUGUGACAAAAAUAUAUCCAAAAACCCAACUCGGGGAUGCUGACUUUCUAAUUUAAAACGUAGGAGAUCAAAGAAGCAGAAUAAAUACUUAUUAUCAAAAUGCAUAUACUCAUAAAGCACCAAGUUACAGUAUUACUUCAAUAGUGCAGUGCAUGGACCUUUGAACAUAGAAAAAGUAAACCUAUUAUGAGUCAGGCCUUCCAUUUCACCACUAAAUUUAGGGAUGCGUUUGUUUGUUUUCACAAACAAAACAACGGAAACAACUCUUAUUUCACUGAAAUUAGCCGUUGUUUAAUAGAUAUUGCCAAUCAUAAUUUUGUACAUUAGUUGCUAGUGCCUUUACCCAGCUCACCAUGCAUCAGGCUCAGUGAAAGUGCCUCUGUGUAUGUAGCCUACAAUGGAAAUCCAUGACAAGUUGAACAGAUUGGAUGCAAAAGAUCUUGCUUGCUUUGGCACUAUUAUGCUGUUAUUAUUGUUGUUGAUGGUGAGGAUGAUGAUGAUUGAUUAUUCUGAUCAUUAUUAAUACAGUCAGAGAAUGUUUGGUGAAAACAACCAUGGAAGUGCACUACCAACAUGAUCCGUAGUUGAGUUGACCCAAGACUCUAGAACAAGAUUAUGCUUCUCCACCCAUGCACCACUUCAAGUCAAAAGUGGAUAUCCAUUGCUUUGCUUUGCUUGUGUUGCUGUUGCUAUUGAUUUAUGUGCCAUAAGUCUUUUAAAUGUGUCUACCUCAGUGAGGUCACGGCAGAGCUCACUGCAGAGCUGCAAGCCAGGCCAUUCUUCGAUGCAUAAACAUGCAAAAUGGCCUCUUAAGUGGAGUAGACUGUGGUCAUCAGGGCCUGUGUUUAUAAAUGGUCUCCGAGUGCUGAGUGCUGAUCUAGGAUUAGGUCCCCCACUGUCCAUGUAAUCUUAUUCAUUAUGACCUCAAAGACUAAUCUGAUCCUAGAUCUGUACUCCUACUCUGAGAUGCUUUAUGAACACAGACCCUGAUGUUAAACUCUUAGAUUGGCCCCUAAAAGUAGCCUUAGAGAAGCACUUAGGUCUUAGGACAUACUGUUCCAACCACCCUUACCCCUAUCCCAUUUCCCUUCCAAGCUACGCACAAUCAAAAAAAAACACAAAAAAAAAACGCAUUACUAUAGAAGUAGAGUUGACUAGAGCAUAGUGAUGUAGAAUGACUGAUUCUCGCAAAACAUGUUGAUACAAAUGGUUUGGUUUGGAUUCUUUAGUAUUACAGUUGUUGAGAAGUAAGGCAGGUUUGCUACUAUUAAAUCAUAGAAAUACCCUGGGCAAUUAUAUCUGUGAAUGUGCCACACGUCAUUGAUAUGCGUAUAGAUAGAAAUAGAAUUACUCACAUCCAUCACAGAACAUUGACUUGAAUGGGAAUGUCCAUUCUAGCAAUUGCAUUUCUAAGUGUGUAUCUGUCACAGAAUGACAAUGGAGCAGCCAAGGGCUCUUAAACUGUUUGUUUUUUUGCAUAUUGUAAUUUCACUCUGGGCAAUAUAAGUGCAUUAUUAGAUGCUACACCGUUGUUACUGUUUCCAUUUGCUCAAUAGCUACAUCUAUUUAUUUCGUAAUUGAGUCUUCCAGCGCUCCGCAAAGCGUACUGAUGCAGUGUGAAUCUUGUUUCGUUAUUGCAGCAAAAUUUGUUCUGCAAGUGUGUGAAAUGACCAGAUGAUUUAGGGUCAAGACAUAUGUUGUUAUGGUAGCGACACAAUGUUGGUGACACUGAAGUUGAGGGGUGAUACACAAGACAGGUGUUAUGAGACCACACUUAAAUAUCGCUAAAGAUUCAAAGGCCUUCAUGAUGGUGUGUCAUUUGAUGAAAAGUACUGUACCAUGUUUCCUUUCUCUUUUUCCAUUUGGCCUUUACUGUAUGUAUACCCCCUCAACUAAAAUUUCUCAGCUAGUGAAGCAUUUGCUUUCAUCAGUUUGUGCAAAGGCUCCACCUUUUGCGGACUAUCAGAAAGCCUCUAUGUGAACAUUGGUUAUGGACGAGGCCUUUUUUGAUUCUGUGAAUCGAGUUGCUGGUCGUUUUGCGCUAUAUGUUAUCGGCUAUGUUCUCUUUAUUUGCUCAUGGCCGUUGUAGUGUAUUGCUGGGGGACUUAGAAUGUGUCUGUCUGCAACAGGUCUGGUGUCUGUCUAUGCGAGAGCCUUCCUAGAUGUCAGUUCAUUUGACAUUAUGAGGUGAAUAUGUCAGUGGAGUUGACAUAUGAGUGCAAAAAAAACGUUACUUCUGUGUCAGGGAUUUUUAAGGUUUCUAACCAAGAGAAUGUCAUCAGGUCUUAAGAACAGACAUAUAGAAUACCCCAAAAUAGAACAAAUAAAAAGUGAUUAUCCACAGCAACCUUAUCUAUACCAUGUACAGUAGCUAGCUGACAAACAGGGAAAUUAUAUAUUUUUACCAUAUGUGGUGUCUCUUAUGGCCCAGAAGUGUAGUUGGAUAAAACAGGUCCUAUUCCACCAAAUACCCAUGAUGCAACAGUUCAGAGUGAGGUUGAGGGAACACAUGCAAAACCCCUCAUGUCACGAUACCAGUGCAUCCAUUGCUCUUGCUGUGAGGGCAAUCUAUGUAUGGUGCUAUGCAUUCAAUUAUUCUACAAAAAACUAAAAAUGCAUUCUUAUAGUAAUAGAAUUGCAGUUACCUGUUUCUUAGAAACUUUUGUAAAAUAGGAGUUGAAUGAAUCUGUUUAAAAAAAUUGUUGAGGAAAAAGACGAUCUCUUGACAAGACAUUUACAACAGGGCUGUCUAUGCUGUUAAUUCUUUGAUUUAGUUGUUAAGGACAGUUGGGGUCAAAGGUCAAAGUGUUCAUCAGGGCAAAGCAUAGCAAUAUUAUUUAACAUGCUUUGCAACAGAAAACACAAACAAGCAUUUCUUACUGGACAAGAAAUUGGACAAGAAAUGUAUUCAAUUUCUGAGUGUUUUAUUCUAUUUGGUGCCUAAUGAACCUAAUGAACACGGCCCUGUCCUUACAUUAAACAGAUAGCCCCUAUGAAGAAACAGACAAGUCCUCAACUGAAAGCUUCAUUAUAUAGUACACGCAAAACACAAGUCUCAACGUCAACAGUGAAGAGGUGACUCCGGGAUGCUGGCCUUCUAGACAGAGUUCCUCUGUCCAGUGUCUGUGUUCUUUUGCUCAUCUUAAUCUUUUCUUUUUAUUGGCCGAUCUGAGAUAUGGCUCUUUCUUUGCAACUCUGCCUAGAAGGCCAGCAUCCCGGAGUCGCUCUUCACUGUUGACGUUGAGACUGGUGUUUUGCGGGUACUAUUUAAUGAAGCUGCCAGUUGAGGACUUGUGAGGUGCCUGUUUCUCAAACAAGACACUCAAAUGUACUUGUCCUCUUGCUCAGUUGUGCACCGGGGCCUCCCACUGCUCUUUCUAUUCUGGUUAGAGCCAGUUUGCUACGUUCUGUGAAGGGAGUAGUACACAGCGUUGUACGAGAUCAUCAGUUUCUUGGCAAUUUCUCGCAUGGAAUAGCCUUAAUUUCUCAGACCAAGAAUAGACUGAUGAGUUUCAAAAGAAAGUCCUUUGUUUCUGGUCAUUUUCAGCCUGUAAUCGAACCCACAAAUGCUGAUGCUCCAGAUUCUCAACUAGUCUAAAGAUGGCCAGUUUUAUUGCUUCUUUAAGCAGGACAACAGUUUUCAGCUGUGCUAAAAUAAUUGCAAAAGGUUUUUCGUAUGAUCAAUUAGCUUUUUAAAAUUAUAAUGAAUUAGCAAACACAACGUGCCAUUGGAACACAGGAGUGUCCUCUGUACGCCCAUGUAGAUAUACCAUUAAAAAUCUCGAGCUACAAUAGUCAUUUCCAACAUAAACAAUGUCUACACUGUAUUUCUGAUCAAUUUGAUGUUAUUUUAAUGGACAAUAAAUGAGCUUUUCUUUCAAAAACAAGGACAUUUCUAAGUGAUCCCAAACUUUUGAACGCUAGUGUAUUUUUACAGCGAUCAUCCAAUCCUCAUCAAACUCAUAGGUUGAUCUGGAGUCGUUUUCUAGUUAGGACCCUAUGUUGAUAAAUGGGGCAAAGUAGCCAGUAGCAGCCUCCCGGAGGGAAUUAAUAGCCUGAAAUGCAAUGCACUUACAGCAAGCGUCCACCCAGUGCUGGAUGGAAUGGCUGUGUGUUUAGUGUGAACUUAGUGUGACGGAGAAGGUGCCCAAAUGGGUCCCAAAUGGGCCUAUUGUUCUUUCUCUUUUUUUUUGCAUUCAUUUGAAAUGCUUUCAGAGAUGUAUGUUCUUCAAAAGGAAGACGUGUGUGAGAAGGUCUUUAAAAAAAAAAAAACGUAAUUCAGAGAAAUGACAACACAAAAAAACAAAAAUAUAAGUAAACCGUACCUAUCUAAAAAAAGUAGUAAGAAAUCAUUUAGCUAUAGUAAAAAUAGAGUAUAGCAAGAACAUAUAUAUUGCAAAAGGCCUAUACCAAUGAUGACUAUCCUUUCAUUGUGUGUCUUUUUUUCUUUUUUUUCUGUGGCACUAUAUUACGAUUGUCUGAUUGUUUUGAGGAAGAACAUGCCAUAAUAUACUGAAAUAUCAAUUACUCUAUAAUAAUGUGUUCCUCUGGCAAGCCAUGAUAAUUCAACUGAAGUAGCCUACUAUUAUCAAUUUAUUGUAGGCCUACCUUUGAAUGAUAUGGACUACAAUCCACUAUAUUAGCAUCGGGAUAAAUGGAUCGUCUUCUCAUUUUAUUUCAAGAGAUACUGGAAAAUUCAUCCUAACAAACCACACCAUUGAAGAGCGUUUCCAAAUGCCCAUUACUAAAAACCAACUGAUAAUGUAUAGAUCAUGUACACAUAUCUCAACGGCAACCUACUGAUCACAAAAACUGCAUGGUCAACGGAAGACUGCAUGAGCUUUUCAAAACGGUGGAUCAGAUAUAAUGACAGUUUGCAUCACUUAAAAGAAAACCCUUGCUUUCAUCUACACCAAAGGCCUUUUUUUUCAUAUGAAAUACCCUCCUUUAUUAUACAUUUCUGCUUUUCUUUUUAUUGCCAAAAACAUGAUCGUUUGCUUAAGAUAUUGACAAACACUUCUAUCUCGGAUCAGGCGUACCUUCUGGUUUUCAUCGUGGAUCAGGCGUACGUUCCGACUAUUGACAUCCCACCAUGUUCAAACUAGCCUGGUCUCAGGUCUGUUUGCGCUGUCUUGCCAACUAUAUGGUCGUUGUCAGGCCAAACAUGUUUGGCAAUUACCAAUGACAACGAUCAUAGGAGUUGGCUGCACAGCACAAACAGAUCUGUGACCGGGCUGUACGUUCAAACCUCACUUUAGUUAGAAUGGUGAUGAGAGGUGACUCGUUUUUGUUUGAUGACAGGGAGUGAUAUGAUGGUAGACGUGUGAUUACUACGAGUUUGUCGUCCUGUCCAUCCAUCAGACAUGGUUCUCAUCCCAAAUGACACCCUAUUACUUAUAUAGUGCAUUACUUUUGACAAGAGCCCUAUGGGUCCUGGUCAAAAGUAGUGCACUAAAUAGGCAAUAGGGUGUGAUUUUGGAUACAACCCAUUGUGCACCUACAUGUAUAUAGGAAUGACAUCCUAUAGAAAACCUUGAAGAACCUAUGGAAAUGUGACCACGUGCAUUGUAUUUAGGGAAGCUGGCUUGCUUUGGAACGAGCAGCUCAGAGAGGCACGAGGGACUGUUGACUCCUGGGGUCUGUUCGGGAGGGUGCAACGUUACGAGACAUUCAGAUAGAAAUGUAUUGUGUAGAUGAGAUAUGACCAUCUGUCAUGUAGAACAGUGAGUCAUGUCAGCUAUACCCGUCACAUGUCUAACUGCAACAUUCUCAAGGUUUCACGUCGCUGAAUAAACUCCUGCUCUUGUUUUUUAAUUAUAAGUAGUCCAUUUGCCUACUGAACAUUGCAAAUGUGUUCUUUUAUGUUUGUUCGUCACUGUUCAUGUUUUGUUUUUUACGAGGAUUAUGCUACGAUACGUUCAGUUUGUCAGACGUCUGACAAAGGCAUCGUCUGUGAUCUAUGCAAGGGUAUUUCUUUUCUUACUUAUGUCACACUUCAUGAUUUCAUCGUACAUCAAAUACAAUAAAAUUUGUAAGGAUCUCA
Messenger RNA from Salvelinus fontinalis (brook trout), 9585 nucleotides. Its product is annotated as potassium voltage-gated channel subfamily A member 1-like. NCBI's taxonomy places the organism in Eukaryota, Metazoa, Chordata, Actinopteri, Salmoniformes, Salmonidae. The record is from RefSeq and is a predicted model, not a curated record. Gene Ontology annotation, molecular function: delayed rectifier potassium channel activity; protein binding. Bases 810 to 2288 code for a protein of 492 amino acids. Gene Ontology annotation, cellular component: dendrite; synapse; voltage-gated potassium channel complex. Gene Ontology annotation, biological process: potassium ion transmembrane transport; protein homooligomerization. The transcript has 2 exons.